ACCACGCCCCGUCAACUGUUCCACGAUUCCAACUAUUCGAGCAUUCCGCUGUUCCGCUUGCCACCUUGCAGCCGUGAUAACGAGUGGCGAGUUUUUGCACACGUCACGUCUUGCUUCCGGUGGAACAAAGUGCCACAUCCGGCCUUCUGGCGCAUAUGGCUUGCUCCAUUGAGGCUCUGAUCUGUCAUGAAUGCAGAGAUUGAUCUAUUCAAUCAAGGUAUCAAUGAUUGGGGAUUGACUGAUAUUAAAACUGACAGUUGUCUCUUUGACCAAGAUUUAGGUAACUCUUCGCCAUGGGAGUCUGAUGCGAAACCUCUGCUGUGUAUUUCGUGUCAGCUGGAGUUCUCCUCUGUGUCCCAAUUCUUACAUCAUCACCUGCAGCACGUAGCGCUACCCUCAGUUAUUCUCAAGCCUGUCAGCCUCAACCUACUGAAUAGUUGGCCCGCAGGUAACACAGUAAAGAAGCGACCAGGUCCGAAGAGCCGUACUGUGAUACAGAAUCUGUCACCUCAACUAGAGAGCCACUCUCCUCUGAAACUCACGAUCAAACGGUUGCCAACCUGCCAAGAGCCGGCCUUCGAGGUUGUGAACAAAAAGAAGGGGAGGGUGCGAGGUGGAAGUGCGAGCAUGGAUGACAUGAUACCAGAGGGGUUGGGGGGCUCUCCCCACCCCCACCCUGUUCACACUCCCAGCCCCACGCCCAGUGAUAUCCUCCGGCCUGAAGUUAAUGCGGAUUCUCAUAGAAGUACAUGGGAAAGCUUAGCCUACAGCUUUGGUUUCCUCGCCCCUGAGUCACCAGCGGACCAGGUGGUGGGGGAUAUCCCUCCGGUCAAUGGAAGUACCCAGCCCGACAAUGAGAGCAAGGACUCGGGGGCAUCGUGCAACAGUGAGCCAGAACCAUUGGAUAACUCCCUACCACCUCCCCAGGAGCCACAGCCGUUACAGAAUGGUACCUCAGAGCCUGACAGCGAGUCAGAGCCACAAAAAAGUGUGGAGCAAGAGUCCUCAGACAGCGGUUGUGAGAAAGAUGAAAGUGAAAAAGACUUUUCUAGUGAUAAAAAUGUGGAAACAACAACCUCCACCUCUCCUCCCUUACCGGCCAAUCCGAGUCCUGUCAGGAGCCUAACGAUUCUAGCCCCUUCAGCUCUGAACAGUUCAGUUGUAAAUGGUUCGCUCCCACCAGAGCCAUUAGACAGCAACACGGUUUCAGAAGCAUUUAACGAGCCUGGCCCUCCUCAAGCCCCACCUCCAGUCAAGGAGGGUCUGACGAUAUUAAGCCCUGCUGCACUGGGAGCCACCAGUGGCUCUGUCAAUCUGCUCAACCUUAACCCUAGCAAUGCCAGCAAUGACCCACUCGGCAUGCUGCGAGGCUACAUGGAACCUGAGACUGCCCCCUACAUGCUGGACACCUGUGAGGUAUGUGGGGAACGAAGUGACAACUUGGAGCAGCACCGAGCAGCUAUGGGUCACUACAAGUGUCACAUGUCCCCAGAUUGUGCUGUGGUGUUGUUCACCUCUGCCGCAGAGCUUAGUAAACACCAGCACGUAACUCACGGCAUCACACCACCACCGCCGCCGCAGCCUCCACAACAGUCUCUGGAACAGUUAGCUCAACAGGUGCAACGACUGCCAGUGCCUUACGGGAUGGCCCCAACGUUGGGAACCCCACCACCAUCUGUGAGUCCCGUGCCGUACCGUGUGCCAGGUGGAAUCACGCUGAGCUACCCUCAGCCCCCUGCACCAGGUCCUGCUCAGACUCCACCAUUUCAGGGCGGCAUACAGGCUCGCCCAUUUGCCAUGCAGACCUCUCCUUCCACCAUCCGACCUGAUGGGUCACCGGCUGCCUCACCCACAUUACCCCCUGGCCUUAGUCGCUCCAUCAGCAUUAGUCCAUCGGUGAAACCUUCGCAGAAACGGUCCACAUCUUCACCAGUCGUAGAACCUACCAAGCGCAGCCGGCCAGAUAGUCCUGAUUGUGAGCUGGUUGACGUACAGCAACCAGUUCCAACACUGCCACGCUCUAUCUCUCUGACUGUGAGGAAUCCCAGUGAUGCUAAUCCUCCGUCUCGCAAUAAGGAGUCCAGUGGUGUCGCCAACAUUCUGGCCUCUAGAGGCAUCACUGUGACCCCUGCUGUGAACAAGGCAUCUCCUGCACCACCACCGAGUCCCCGCAGCCCUGCCCAGCCAGUCACUACUCUAAACCUUAGCUCUGCAGUCACUAUUGUCCCUGCAAGUCAGGCAAGGAACCAAUUUGCAGUACCACAGACUCAGGGUAGGAGUGUGAGCAGGACGGUAGACCGCAACAGCAGACCGCCAACAGUAGACCUUACGCAGGAUAGUCCACCUGUAUUUCGGCGCAACAGGCCGCAGAGGUUCACGUGUCAGGUGUGCGAUAAAGUGUUCACCACCCAGGAGACACUCAACCAACAUCUGACCACCCACCGCAGCCCUGGCAAGCUGCCGUACAAGUGUAAUCUGUGUAACGCCCAGUAUCCAACGCAACAAGGAAUGUUGCAACACAAGCAGACCUAUCACAAGGAGGCCCAAGGCUCGGAGAUGGCUCUGCCUGUUGUGGACAUCAAACACCCGGGCACCAUACAGAAGCUCUCAUCUCUGGGCAUCCGUCACUGUCUGGUGCUGAGUCAGCUGGGCAAUUCUUCUGGUGGAGUGUUUGGUCUGCCGAUCGUCGCCAUUGACAACGCUCGCAAUCCAGCUGUUUGCAACCUAGGAGCGCUAGGAGCCAGUAACGUCCUCUCCCUUGGGCCUGCUAAAGCUCUUCGAUAGUGUUGGCUGGAUUUUCUUCUUAUUUUUAUCAAAAUCUUAUUAUUAUUGUUGUAUCAUUUUACGUUUUCAACCGAAGAUAGAGCUCAUAAUGAACUGAAACACAAAUUGAGUUCUACUUUUAUUUGUUAUUGUUUUAUAAACUAGAUUUUUCACUUAACGCUGCCUAUGUACAAAUUCCCUCCUUUGUAUACUUAUUUAUGUCACAUUUGUAAAUAUAGUGUAAUUUGUAAAAAUUGUUUUACUUUAAGUUGCCAGACAAAAUCAAUGACUUCGUUAUUAAUCGUUUGUCUUCAUUUUUAGAUGAAAAAACAAAUAUACCUAUUAAACCAGGCAGUUAAUAAAUAUGAGGAUUGUAAUUUCUGAAUGUAUUCCUCUAGUUUUAUGUAUUUGAUUACAACUAAAUUAUAUUUCCACUUAUUUUAUCAGUAUUGUGCUCUUUCAAAUUAAGAUAUAACUAUUGAGAGUAUAAAAAUAAAAUUUGUUGGUUCUGAAGGAAGGUGCUACCAUUCACACUUGGUAGCAGAAAUGAUUCUAGAAGCAUUGAAGAUUCUACUGUGAUUUAUACUAUAUUAGCACUGAUUUAUUGUUUAAAUAGUUAUUCAUUAAUAUAUAAUGCAAAUUAAAUUACCUAUUAAUGAUUAUUUUCUUAGCUAUGUUGACAUUUUACAUGAAAAUACUUCAUACAAAUAUUUCUAGAAUGUUUAACUUAACAAAUUAAACUAAAGGUGCAAUAUUUUGAUAUUAGUGGUUGUUGAAAAUGUAAUAACUUAAAUAAACAAGUUAAUUCAAAUAUUAAAGCAUUAUAUUAAUUAAAACUAGCUAAAGCUGACUGCUGUUCUAAUCAGAACAGAACAUAUUACUAUCAGUACUUUUAGUGUAACAUUAAAAUGCCCUUUAUAAAAAGGAUCACUAAAAGGAAUAUUUAUUAUAUUUUGUAUAACACCAGUUAUUUAUUAUUAGGAUUAAUAAGAACACUUUUUUAUCAUAAAUUGACUACACAAUAGAAUAACAGGUUAGAGGAGGGCUGUAGGCCAGAAAAGUAUAAGUUGAGAGGAAAACAAGGAGACUCGCCUAUCCUGUGUAGUAAAUUCUCACUUGUCUCUCCCAUUCAGAAAGUCAAAUGAGAAAUUCACUGAUUUUCUUGUAUUUACUCUGUGUCUGUCAUCAGUUCUGAGUAAUAAACUAAUGUGAGCUUCGCUGGUUUUUCUCAAUUGUCUUAAUUUAAUUAGAAAUCAGUAAAUGUAAGUGCAACAUUUUCCACACCACACAUAAAAGUGUACUGUAAUUGAUUAUUUUUAAUUAUUACAUUAAAAAUGUACCAAUGUUUUUUUUAAAAUUGUGCAAAUCCAGAACUAGUGUGAUCGAAUUUUGAUACAUUAAGUCACAGUUGGAUUGAUAAUUCAUUUAUUUAAUUUGUGUUGUACACAAUCCAUAUUCAUAGUUUGUUAAUUAAAGUAAUUUAUGUUUGACACAAAUAUUUUAAUAAUAAGUUUUGUGUAAGAAAAGAUAUUUUUAUCAAUAAUUUUUAAACUGGCACUUCAAAGUUUUUCUACAGCAGUUGGCUCCUGUAUAUAUAAAAACUGGCCCUUAAGACUGAUUGUAAAUAUGUGUUGAUAGUAAUACAUCUGAAUUGUAUUUUAUGUAUUAUGUUUAAAUAAUGUGAGUUGUUUUUCUUUAAUUGAGAGAUGAUUUCAAUAUUUUCUUUGUACUUUUUCAAACUAUUUUUUAUUAAAACGUAAUAUUCCUUUGAGAUGCAAAGCAAAGGAUACAUUUGAAUUCAUCUCCAAUGUGAAAUAAAACUUGUGUUUUAUUUUUCAA
Homalodisca vitripennis (glassy-winged sharpshooter) is the source of this 4602-nucleotide messenger RNA. RefSeq names its product formin-like protein 7. NCBI's taxonomy places the organism in Eukaryota, Metazoa, Arthropoda, Insecta, Hemiptera, Cicadellidae. The record is from RefSeq and is a predicted model, not a curated record. Gene Ontology annotation, biological process: regulation of transcription by RNA polymerase II. The transcript is spliced from 15 exons. Bases 187 to 2784 code for a protein of 865 amino acids. Gene Ontology annotation, molecular function: RNA polymerase II cis-regulatory region sequence-specific DNA binding; DNA-binding transcription factor activity, RNA polymerase II-specific.